AUGUCCGAGCUGGCCAAGCAGCAGUGCGGGAAGGCGCUCAUCUUCUGCAACAGUGUCAAGGACGUCGAGAUGGUCGCCGCGGUGCUGCAGGGCCGGGGGCACCAGUGCGAGGCGUUUUCGAGCAACUCCAGCCAGGAUCGGCGGACCGAGCUGCUGGAUCUCUUCAGGUCCCGCGACUCCAGGCUGCCCGUCCUCGUCUCCACACAGGUGCUGGGCCGCGGUAUGCACUUCGAGGACGUGAAGUACGUCGUGAACUACGACUUCCCCCAUCGGGGGAUGGUCGACUACGUCCACCGCAUCGGCAGGACGGGGCGGGGCAACAGGAAGGGCUUCGCGCUCACGCUCCUCGAGGAGGCGACCCUGGCUGUGGCCUGCCCGGAAGCAGCCGAGGAGCUUUCCCAGAGCCUCGCUGCCCUGUGUUAUGCGGCCGCUUCUGGCGACGCCAAGGCGGAGCAGUUCACCCAGGCGCUGCUCGCACUGGAUGCCGCCGAAGUGGGCGGCCCUGCAGCCAGCGAGCCAGCCUCCGAGGCGUCCGACGGCGGCGACCCCAUCGGCCAGGGGCCCGACGCCCGACAUCGCGGAGGCGAUCGCCAUGCCGGGCGCGCGCUGGUCUUCCUGACGCGCGGUUCCGAGGGCGCAGUCUCGGCCACCUCCCGCACGCUCUCGGCAUCGCCAGGCGCCGAGGCCACCGCGGCAGCGCAGCUCAGGCAGCGCCCGCUCGAGGCGGGCGCAGACGAAGAGGCGGAGGACCGCGACCACAAAGCGACCGCGGCAGCGAGGCUCCAGCCCACGCCAUCGGAGCUACGCGACCUCUGCGUCGCCCUCGACGGCGCCGGCGAGGGCGAUGUGACCUCGCAGGGCUUCGUGGAGGGCACCAUCAAGCUCCUGGACACCGAUGCGAGCAGCGCAGUCGGCCUUCAGGCACCUUCGGCCGGCCAGCGACGGCAGGCGGUGCCCAUGGACGGUGGCGCACCUGGCGGCGCCCCCCUGACGCGCAGCCGAGGCCUCGCGCGCGGGGCCCGCAGCCCCCGCCCGGACGCCAGGGGCACGGCAGCCAUGCUCGCGGGGCCGUUCUGCAAGAAGGAGCAGGACGUCUUGUUGGAAGGAGUCGACUAGACGUAAGCAAGAAGGGGCCGUUCUGCAAGAAGGAGCAGGGCAUCUCGUUGGAAGGGGUCGACCAGACGUGAGAGUGGCCUUUCACCGGAGUGACCUCUGGUGCGGGCUCGUCGGGAUCCCCCGCGACCGCUGAGCGCGGUGCGAUCGAUAGCCGCGGUUUGCACGCUUGGCUUUGGCCCUCUUGCGCCCCUCAAUCCGCGCACCAGAGGUCACUCUUGCCCAGGGUAACUCUUGCGUGUAGCCGAAGGAGGCCCGAUCCGCCCUGGGGCG
Molecule: messenger RNA, 1386 nt
Organism: Prorocentrum cordatum
Lineage: Eukaryota; Dinophyceae; Prorocentrales; Prorocentraceae
Source: the annotation of a GenBank genome assembly